This is a messenger RNA of Eruca vesicaria subsp. sativa (arugula), 800 nucleotides long. Lineage: Eukaryota; Viridiplantae; Streptophyta; Magnoliopsida; Brassicales; Brassicaceae. The record is from the annotation of a GenBank genome assembly.
AAGAAGCCAUUCUCCAAGCCAAGACUUGUCUCUCUUCUUGCCUCACCAAACCCCUCAACAACCCCAAGCUCGCUUCCCCCAAGCUCAAGAAACUCAAACAGCCACGGUUCCGUCUCGAGAUCCCGAUCCUCGACGACGACUCACCUUCCUCCCUCUCUCAGCUCGCGUUCUCGAUCUUUAACGACAUGCCCAUCUCGAGAAGAGGCUCCAACGUCGUCAAGCUCCUCUUCCUCUGGCCAGACACUUCGUUCAUCGAACCUGCAGUUAAAACUUUCCCUUCUUCUUCCGACAAUACAAACCACAUAACAAUCUCUCCUGUUUCAGACUCCCUCAACAAAGCCUUAAAAUCUGCUGACGUGGCGGUUUUCAUGGCACCCGAGAGAUCACAGCUUGAGGACGUGAGGCUAUCCACGGAACGUUUCGCCACGAAGCCUGUGGUGAUGAUAAAUCCGAGAUGGUUGUUCGAGGAAGAGAAGAGGUUUGGAGAUGAAGGCUUCAUCGGUUCUUUUGAUGUGAUUUACGCGUUUACGGGUUUGGAAGUGAGAGGGAUACUGAGUAAGAGGAAAGGAGUGAUCUUCAAGUGUGUGAGAGACGGUGUUGUGAGUGGUGAGAGAUGGAAUGUUUUGGUUGAAGAGGAAGAAGGUGAUGGGAGUUUGAAAGUGGUUUCGCAGUUUAAAGCUAGGCCGUCUAUGGAGGAAGUUGAGCUUGUUUUGUAUAAUUUGAUGGCUAUGAAUUCGCCUAUUACUAAAUCAGCUAAGUUUCUUAAGGAUUUGGUUUCUAAUAUCACUGGGAAGAAGUAG